UUGCACUUUCUCACUCUUCAGCCCAGUCCUGUAGAGAGGCAGAAGAUGCACUGUGUUGUGGUCAGAUGAACUCUCGCUUUUGCACUUUCUCACUCUUCAGCCCAGUCCUGUAGAGAGGCAGAAGAUGCACUGUGUUGUGGUCAGAUGAACUCUCGCUUUUGCACUUUCUCACUCUUCAGCCCAGUCCUGUAGAGAGGCAGAAGAUGCACUGUGUUGUGGUCAGAUGAACUCUCGCUGUAGACUUGUAGGCCCCUCUGAUGGGGCCAUAACAUAGGUUCAGGGUCUUGUUGAGGUGUGUUGGGAAGGUGACAUAUUAAUCUGUGUUAUUCUGAGUUUUCUUCAUGUUACAGCGAUUUAAAAUGUCCUAAAAUAAUAUUGGGGGCAUCAGGAGACAGAGGUUGCAUUUUGUGUCACAGUAUAAAUAAGAUUAGCAGCAUUCUUCGCAUUGGCAUUACGGUGAAUGUAAACAACCAUUAUAAAUAUUUGGGGAAACUCUCUUGGGAGAUAGAAAGGUGACAGCAGCUCAAUAUCAGGUAGACAUAGUCUCGUAGGACAGUUACAUUGUUGCAUCAUCGGUGAUCUAUGCACAAGCAGACUCUGCCCCCGUGAUUUCCCAGUCGACCUGCUGUCCCCAUCCAGUCGGAACAGACACCCGAAUCAUUUGAUCUCCAAAGACGAGUCAGUCAGCCAAGACUCAUUAAAAGCCAUAAAACAGGUGCCUCUGCACUCCUGAAGAUGAUUGACCUUUGCCUGCAACUCGUCUGUUUUAUUCCUCAAGGAUUGCACAUUCGCCAGGAUAAUAUAAGAGCAUUAAAUCUAUUCAUCGAUUGCCAACACUUUCAUGUGUUUCAGAAGAGAGUCCACAGACUUGUUAAGGGGUUUAUCCACUGAAGCCGGGCCAUUGCAGCAGGAACUCCAGUGAGUAUCGUUUUGUUUGUUUUGGGAGUGGCAAGAGUUCCCGAAGGCCAAUGGAGAGAUUCAGUAACGUUAUAAUCAACCAAACGAGUGAAAAAAGGUAUCUCCGUUUUACGAAUGAUCUCAAACAUUUAGAACAUUUGCCACAUCUAACUGGACAAAAACAGACUUACUUGGGACUUUACAAACAACAUUGUAACAGAAAGUGUAACACAAACACCUGCUAUCUGGAGCCGCAGCUUUGAAUGCCUGAUUUGAUUGUUUGAAUGAGAAUGACGCUAUGUGAUUGGAUACUUCGGGCUUACGGACACGCCUAGGCGCAUUCCCAUAGUGAGACAUCGAAACAGGUGGUGAUGUGGAGGAGCUGAGGUCUACGAUGGCUGGCCUGGACCUACACCUGCACGUGCUGAUACCCCCAUUUCAACGUUGUCAUCGUUACCUCCCAACCCAGCAACCAAACCCCAGGAUCUGACCCUGUCUCCCCCUCACCUCCCCUGGGCUUCCUCCAGCCAGACCUCCUGGCUCUACCCUGGGCCCAUCAUGGGAGGAUGCCUCUCCAAAAGCAAACCAGUUGAGGUGAAAGUGGAGCUUACCCUCUUGGAGAAAGACAAGGAAGCAGAUGUGAUGUCACCCAAUGGAAAGGCAAGCCCCUUCUCUGACUGCAGGCCAAACGGAGCGCUGGGACACUGCUCCGACGAGGACGCCGCUGCCGCACCCCUUAGGCUCUACAAACCCCGCGACUACGUGGAGGCCUCAGUGUGUCAUGUCAAGGACAUGGAAAAUGGACAGAUGCGAGAGGUUGAUUUGGGAAGUGGCAGAGCGCUGCUCAUCAAAGAACAUGGAGAGUUUUCUGCCAUUGGGCACAAGUGUCCACAUUAUGGGGCACCGCUGGUCAAAGGUGUCUUGUCUAAAGGGCACGUGCGUUGCCCCUGGCACGGAGCUUGUUUCAACAUCGCUACAGGAGACAUUGAGGACUUUCCUGGGCUGGACAGCCUGCCCACCUUCCAGGUCCGAGUUGAAAAGGACAAGGUGAUAAUUCGCGCUAAUAAACAGGAUCUUCAGUCACAGAAGAGGUCAAAGGCCAUGGCCCGAUGUUCAGCAGUCAUUAACUCCAGCACUGGCUUCAGCCACAUCCUCAUCGUUGGAUCAGGUCCAGCAGGGCUGGUGUGCGCUGAGACGUUGAGACAGGAGGGCUUCACCGAUCGCAUUGUCAUGUGCACCAUGGACAAAUACCCACCCUACGACAGGCCUAAACUGAGUAAGUCCUUAGAGAGCACAGCAGAGCAGCUCCGGCUGCGCUCCAUAGACUUCCUCCAAGCCCAUGACAUCGAGCUUCUCACGGAGAAGGAGGCUGUGGCAGUGGACGUCAAGAUGAAGGCUGUUACUUUUCAAGACGGCUCUAGGAUGGAAUACAGGAGGCUUUUCAUUGCCACGGGAAGCAAACCCAAGCCAUUGAACUAUAAAGGCCAGGACGUUAGGAAUGUGUUUCACCUCAGGACCCCUGAAGAUGCUAAUAACGUAGCCAGGUUGGCCAACAACAAGAAUGCUGUGAUUGUGGGAACAUCCUUUGUUGGUAUGGAGGUGGCUGCCGCUCUCACUGACAAGGCCCACUCUGUCUCCAUCAUUGGGAUAGAAGCAGUCCCUUUCCGGAAAGCUCUGGGAGAGAAAGUAGGGAAAGCCAUAAUGAAGCUGUUUGAGACGAACAGGGUGAAGUUCUACAUGUUGAAUGAAGUGUCGGAGAUGGUUGGCCAUCAUGGACAGUUGAAAGAGGUGGUUCUGAAGAGUGGGAAAGUACUAAGGGCGGACGUGUGUAUUAUUGGCACAGGGUCAGGCCCAGCCACUGGAUUCCUGAAACAGAGCGGAGUUCACAUGGACUCCAAGGGUUUCGUCCCCGUCAACAAGACAAUGCAGACUAACAUUGAUGGUGUCUAUGCCGGAGGAGACAUUGUGACAUUUCCUUUUCCGGGGCGGAGCAAUAAGAAGGUGAACAUCCCACACUGGCAAAUGGCCCAUGUGCACGGGAGAGUGGCUGCGCUCGGCAUGAUGGGAAGACCCACUGAGAUCAAAACUGUGCCCUAUUUCUGGUCAGCCAUGUUUGGGAAAAGCCUACGCUACGCAGGUUACGGGGAGGGCUUUGACGAUGUCGUCAUCCAAGGGGACGUGGACGAACUAAAGUUUGUGGCCUUUUACACCAGGAGUGAGGAAGUGGUUGCUGUUGCCAGCAUGAACUAUGACCCCAUUGUAUCCCGUGUGGCAGAGGUCUUAGGGUCCGGAAAGACGAUUAGAAAGCGAGAUGUGGAGACAGGGGACAUGUCUUGGUUGAUAGACAAAGGGUCGCAGUGAGCGAACCUCCAUGUCUCAGGCUCUCCGUGCGUCUGGGUUCUGUUGGACACUAGAACAUGGACACGUUUGGUGCUGGUGAGAUGCCGUGCAGCCAUACUGUGGACAUACAGCAGCAGACCCCUGUCUGGGACUGUUGGAGUCACUCCCCUUGGAAUCGAGACUGAGAUGGUUCGACAGAGAACGUCUACGGUGAUGGAUUACAUACUGUAUUCUUACCAAUAACCUGAGCCAUACACGGUUUUAACACGCUUCAAUGCCGUAAUGGCAGAACUGUGUGCUCAUGGCUAUGUUCUGCGAUUUCACAGUUAAAGCAAUCCUGGAUGCAGUCUCUGUGCUUCUGCAUGAUGCAUCUACCUGUACACUUUGUUUAUAAAGGGCCGGAGAGGGGUAUUGCAUUUUUUUGUAUAUGCAACUUUGUAUAUAGUUCUAAUCCUCAAUACACUGUAACAAAACCGGGCUGUACAAUUUUAAACUGGAGUUUUCUAAGGUUGAGAUCAAACUAAUUUAGUUGAGUAUGCUCAUGUGGGCUAAAACUGACCAGGUACAGUAUCUGGUAGUUGAAAUAAUAGGAUUUGUUAUAGAUUGUCCAGCCCCAAUUUAUAGAAGCAAAGACAUUGUUACCUAUCGAAGCCACACAAAAACGACGCUUAGAUUUGCCAGCGUUGCAAUUAGACCUUCAACUGCAAUGUUUGCCUCAACCAUAAAUUGCACAUAAUGCACAUAAUCCGUAGUUGCAGUAAUUGAAUGUCCCUUUCCCCACCUGACGCGUACGCACACGCACACAUGAAAUCCUCACAAUAUGAUUACAAAUCAUUUUUUUAUGGAAUACAAUGCAUCCCUUCUUAUUGGUGGUGACAUUUGUUGCCUUGCUCAUACAGAUGCAGGAUCUUAAUUUGAUACAUUUUUAGUUAAGGCAAAUCAUGUCUGAAACGUUUAAGUGGAAAUGUCAAACUUUUAGAAGCCUUUAAAAAAAAUGGAAUACACUAGCUACAAGUUUGCAUUUCCUGCAUCGGGGUGAUCAAAUUAAGAUACUACAUCUGUGGAUUGCACAAACGAGAAAUUGAAAUGUACUUUAAUCUAUGUUAAUGCUUGCGCAAUAGAAAAGGUAUGUCUGUGCUUUCUAACAGAACUUAAAUGACUGUGGUUCUUUUUAGAUAUGGUCAUGUAAUAUUUGCUGAAGGCUAUGAAUGCUCUUUGUUACUAACUCAGGGAACUGAAGUUUGAGGCCUGGUCACAUUGGGGUUGGUCCUGUUGCAAAAAAAAAUAUAUUAACUUGUUGCUUUUAUUUUCUUACCAUAUAUUGGUUCUGUAUUUUGAAGAGGUCUUGUUUAUCAUUUCCUCAGAUAUGUAGAGGAAGAAGUAUUUCCAUCUCCAUUUUGGCAUGUUGAAGAUUCCAAAAUACUUCAUCCCUGAGGUGAAAAACAAGACCACAUUUUAAAAGACAUUCUUCAUACAGAGAAUCUUAAAUGGUAGUUUUUUUUUUAAAAAAUGGAAACUUUGAAAUAAAAGUAUUCAAUAAUGUUUCCUGUUCUGCUAUCAGUAUGUAUUGGCAUUAAAGCUAUAUUAUAUUUUAUUAAAGACAAUGACACAAAGCCUUU
Oncorhynchus gorbuscha (pink salmon) is the source of this 4856-nucleotide messenger RNA. Its product is annotated as apoptosis-inducing factor 3. Gene Ontology annotation, biological process: execution phase of apoptosis. The record is from RefSeq and is a predicted model, not a curated record. Gene Ontology annotation, molecular function: oxidoreductase activity, acting on NAD(P)H; 2 iron, 2 sulfur cluster binding; flavin adenine dinucleotide binding. Gene Ontology annotation, cellular component: mitochondrion; cytoplasm. The transcript has 22 exons. The coding region runs from base 1456 to 3258 and encodes 600 amino acids. Lineage: Eukaryota; Metazoa; Chordata; Actinopteri; Salmoniformes; Salmonidae.